Grus americana (Whooping crane) is the source of this 5988-nucleotide messenger RNA. RefSeq names its product sortilin related VPS10 domain containing receptor 1 (gene SORCS1). The transcript is spliced from 26 exons. The record is from RefSeq and is a predicted model, not a curated record. Gene Ontology annotation, cellular component: Golgi apparatus; membrane. Gene Ontology annotation, biological process: post-Golgi vesicle-mediated transport. Bases 468 to 3947 code for a protein of 1159 amino acids. Gene Ontology annotation, molecular function: protein binding. NCBI's taxonomy places the organism in Eukaryota, Metazoa, Chordata, Aves, Gruiformes, Gruidae.
AGAGGGAGCAGAGAGAGAGCGAGCGGGAGAGGAGCGAGCUGUGACUUCCACAGCGGCAGCCAGGAGAAAUCACCAGCCAGGAUUUGCUCCUCUCUCUCUCCCUCUCUCUCUGAAUUCAGCUCCUCCCCCGUGUGGUUGUGGCUUUGCCUUCCAUCAAAAGCCUGAUCAGCAACGCCAGUCUUGGGGGGGAAGAAAAAAAAAAAGAGAAAAGAGGGAAAAAAAAAAGAGAGAGGGGAAAAAAAGGAAAAAGUGCAAAAGAAGGAAAAGAAAACAAGGGGGGAAAAAGAGGGGGAAAGAAAGCAAUCUCGUCUGCCCCCCGGCUGCAUCUAAUAACAGCAGACUCUGAAACUUUAUGGAGUUCUCGCUGUGUUUACCCCGCGGCGGGUAAAUCGGCAGCACCCUGCUUACUCGCUCCUGCUCUGUCCUUCCUGCUCUUUCUCCCUCGCACUCAUCAGCAGUCAGCAGCGAUGGAAAAAGUUGCUGGCUGGUACCCAGCCUGGCACGUUGCUCUCCUGUACUGGACAUGGCUUUUCCUCUUCACUUUUGGCUUUACCGGUGCAGAAAUAACUUGCAGAUCCUGCCGUUCCCAGGUGAAGCCGCAGCAGCAACAUCCGCAGCAGGGAUUAUUAAUGCAUUUGAGGACCGACAGAGGAGAAAAGGAGCAGAGGAGGUUCCCCGGGGAGAAGGGAGGUGAGAGAGGGCAAGGGGCCGGGCUGCAGGCGGAGGAUGCCGGGCUGCAAGCGACCCUCGCCCCUGCUCGCGCGGGGACGAAAUUCAGCGGCUGGGAGACCCGGCGAUUGACGAGGGAACCCGAGAAAGUGGCCGGGGAGAGCCGGCCCCGACCGGCGGCGGCGGCUCCUGCCGAGGACCAUCCUCUCCGGGGCCAGGGGUCGCCCCCGGCGGGCGGCCGGCCGGGAUCGGGCCGGCGGCGGCGGGGCCGCAGCCCGCGGGGCACCGCGGGGCCGGGCGGUGCCGCGGGGCGGGAGCCGGGGGACGCCGGCGCCGCCCGCUUCGGGCUGGAGGAGCUGCGGCUGGGCAGCACCACCUUCGCCCUCGCCGGCGACUCGGCGCACAACCAAGCCAUGGUGCACUGGUCGGGGCACAACAGCAGCGUGAUUCUAAUUCUGACAAAGCUGUAUGACUACAACCUGGGAAGUAUCACAGAGAGCUCUCUUUGGAGGUCAACAGAUUAUGGGACAACGUAUGAGAAACUGAAUGAUAAAGUUGGUCUGAAGACUAUUUUGAGCUACUUGUAUGUUUGUCCAACUAACAAACGUAAGAUUAUGCUGCUGACUGAUCCAGAAGUUGAGAGCAGCUUAUUAAUCAGUUCUGAUGAAGGGGCUACCUAUCAAAAAUACCGUCUGAACUUCUACAUCCACAGUCUGCUUUUCCACCCCAAGCAGGAAGAUUGGAUCUUAGCAUACAGCCAAGAUCAGAAGUUAUUCAGUUCGGUGGAGUUUGGCAGAAGAUGGCUGCUGCUUCAUGAGGGAGUUGCACCUAACAGAUUCUACUGGUCUAUGAUGGGGUCCGGUAGAGAGCCAGACCUUGUGCACCUGGAGGCAAAAACAGUGGAUGGUCAUGCCCAAUACAUCACCUGCAAGAUGCAGAACUGCAGUGAAGCCACUCGCAGCAAGCCCUUUCCAGGCUAUAUUGACCAUAACUCCCUGAUUGUCCAGGAUGAUUAUGUCUUUGUUCAGUUGACAUCAGGAGGAAGACCACAUUAUUACGUUUCUUAUAGGAGGAAUGCAUUUGCACAGAUGAAGCUGCCAAAGUACUCCUUGCCCAAGGACAUGCAUGUUAUCAGCACCGAUGAGAAUCAGGUGUUUGCAGCUGUUCAAGAGUGGAACCAGAACGACACGUACAAUCUGUAUAUCUCCGACACCCGAGGGGUGUACUUCACCCUGGCCUUGGAAAAUGUCAAGAGUAGUCAAGGGCUGGAGGGGAAUGUGAUGAUUGACCUCUAUGAGGUAGCAGGGAUAAAAGGAAUGUUCUUGGCUAACAAGAAGAUUGACAACCAAGUGAAAACUUUCAUCACCUACAACAAAGGGAGAGACUGGAGUUUGUUGCAAGCUCCGGACACUGAUCUGAGAGGAAACCCCAUUCACUGUCUCCUACCCUAUUGCUCCCUUCAUCUUCACUUGAAGGUCUCAGAGAAUCCCUAUACCUCAGGAAACAUCGCCAGCCGAGACACUGCCCCCAGUAUUAUUGUAGCUUCAGGUAAUAUAGGCACUGAACUAUCAGACAAUGAUAUCAGCAUGUUUGUUUCUUCUGAUGCUGGGAACACUUGGAGACAGAUCUUUGAGGAAGAGCACAGUGUUCUGUACCUGGAUCAAGGUGGAGUACUGGUUGCCAUGAAACACACAUCUCUGCCUAUCAGACAUCUCUGGUUAAGUUUUGAUGAAGGAAGAUCUUGGAGCAAGUACAGUUUCACAUCCCUCCCACUGUUUGUAGAUGGAGUAUUAGGGGAACCUGGAGAGGAAACUCUCAUCAUGACCGUGUUUGGACAUUUCAGCCACCGCUCAGAGUGGCAGCUGGUGAAAGUAGACUACAAGUCCAUUUUUGAUCGGAGAUGUGCAGAAGAGGACUACAGGCCUUGGCAACUCCACAGCCAGGGAGAAGCUUGCAUCAUGGGAGCAAAACGGAUCUACAGGAAGCGCAAGUCAGAGAAGAAAUGCAUGCAAGGAAAAUAUGCUGGGGCAAUGACCUCGGAGCCAUGCGUGUGCACAGAGGCAGACUUUGACUGUGAUUAUGGAUAUGAACGUCACAGCAACGGGCAGUGUUUACCAGCUUUUUGGUAUAACCCAUCUUCAUUGUCAAAAGACUGUAGCCUUGGACAGAGUUACCUCAACAGCACUGGAUACCGGAAAGUUGUUUCUAAUAACUGCACAGACGGUGUGAGAGAACGGUACACAGCAAAACCACAGCAAUGUCCUGGCAAAGCUCCCCAGGGCCUUCGCAUAAUCACAUCUGAUGGCAAACUGACAGCCGAGCAAGGACACAAUGUCACUUUCCUGGUGCAACUGGAAGAGGGAGACCUCCAGAGAUCCCUCAUUCAGGUGGAUUUUGGAGACGGCAUCGCUGUGUCAUAUGCCAAUCUCAGCUCCACAGAAGAUGGGAUCAAGCACAUUUACCAGAAUGUGGGCAUAUUCCGAGUGACUGUGCUGGUGGAAAACAGCCUGGGAUCUGACAACGCUGUCCUCUACCUGCAUGUAACGUGCCCCUUGGAACAUGUUCACUUAUCUUUACCAUUCGUUACCACAAAGAACAAGGAGGUCAACGCCACGGCAGUACUGUGGCCAAGCCAAGUGGGAACACUUACUUACGUCUGGUGGUUUGGGAACAACACAGAGCCACUGAUCACAUUGGAAGGGAGCAUCACAUUCACAUUUUCUGUGGAAGGGAUGAACACUAUCACCGUUCAGGUCUCAGCAGGAAACACCAUUCUUCAGGACACAAAGACUAUUGCUGUGUAUGAGCAAUUUCAGUCCCUGCGGUUAUCAUUCUCUCCGAACCUGGAUGACUACAAUCCAGAUAUCCCAGAGUGGAGAAGGGACAUCAGUAGAGUAGUCAAGAGAGCUCUGGUGGAGGCAACAGGUAUUUCAAGCAAGCAUAUUCUGGUCGCGGUGCUCCCCGGUCUGCCCACAUCUGCCGAACUCUUCAUUUUACCGUAUCAAGAUGCUGCAGGAGAAAAUAAAAGAGCAGCAGCAGACCUAGAGCAGAUUUCAGAAACACUGAUCCAGAAACUGAACCAAAACCUGGUUCAUUUUGAGUUGAAGCCAGGGGUUCGAAUCCUUGUCCAUGCUGCCCAUUUAACAGCAGCUCCCCUGGUGGACCUCACUCCCAGUCACAGUGGUUCAGCUAUGCUGAUGCUCCUCUCUGUCGUUUUUGUGGGCCUAGCUGUCUUUGUAAUCUACAAGUUCAAAAGGAAGUAUUUCCACAGCUGCUGAGCCCCAGAGCGCAAAAGAAAUCCCUACCUAUGUAAAUGGUUGAAUCGAGGACACCAGUAUAUAUCUGUAUCUAAAAAAAGAGGAGAGCUCACUGCAUUUGAACUUUUUAAUUCUUCAGAUGACAAAGGGUUUUUAGCUUUAAGCCUGUGCAUGUGGACAUUAUACUGAGACCAUACCGGAACUGCAUUGUACAGGUGUUCAAUUUUAGUGGGGGGUGGGGGGGAGAGGAACUGGUACCACUAUUCACUCCUGCGGCCCUUACCCUCACCCCUCCACUCUCUUUUUUCUGAUCUGUCUCUAAUUUGUAGAAAAUUCAUAAUGAUAUAGGCCAAGAAUAUGCAUGGGGGUCUCUUCUUUAGGGAGAGGGGUGGGCUGGGAUGUGGGGGGAGAAGGGCUGGGGGAGGUGGGAGGGGGUGUUUAGGGUUCUUGGCUUUAGAUUUAACUGCUCUUUUAGCACUUUGGGCUGCAGACUUUCAUAGGACACACAAAAAAUCGCACUGGAGUUUAAAGGCACUGAAAAUAUUCUUGGUCAAUCUGAUUUAUGUCUUUGUUUGGACUCUGCCCUUCAUUCCUCUAGUUGCAGCUGCUGCCUGUGCCCCACAGCUGCGAGGAGGCUUUCUUAAACAGCUUUUUUAGCCUACUCACACCAAGACACCCCACUGAUAGCACUGUUGAAAGAUAACUUCCUGCCUUCUGACCUUGGACGGAACAGAACUAGCAUGCGUUACAGGAAGGGAGGUCUGUCCAUACUGCACUUGCAGGAGGCUAUUGCCAGCAUGAACUUACACUGUACUUUGUACCAGCCUUACACCUUCAAUUUUGGCUAAGAGAAAGCCCUAGUAACACCCUCAGCUGCAUUUAGCGCUGAUGUUUGGAUUUUUCUGGGGAAGUCCCAGGAGAUCUCUGCCUUUUGGGAGUCGCCCCAAGGAAUAAUUUUUUUUGAAAGACACCUUUUCUAUAGAAUAGGGAGAAGGGAAAAGUCUACACGCUGCCUUGGCAAACCGCUUUGGCUGCAAAUCUGCAAACUACUACCACUCUGGGCAGAGGAGGGAGAAUAAAGGCGGAUUUGGCCUGAGAUUGUUGCCAGGCAUUUUGAGCCCCAGAACCACAAGACCACUCUUGUACAACAUUUGAUUUCUUACCAGUAACAUAAGCUUGUAUCUUUCACUGCAACUAGAAAUGAGGCUGCAGGACAUGUUCACGUAGACUAUGCAAGGGAACAGCAGGAAAGCAGGCUUAGCAUACUUCAAACAGGUCCUCCCAGGACACUGGAUAUCUGGCUGAAGCCUAACCUAUGGUCAUCACAGCUGUUGUUUUCCAACCCAACUCAGGAAAACCUAGCACCAGGAUUUUGGGUUGAAGUGCAAAGAGAGAAAGACAAUAACCAACAUACACUUAACUAUGUUAGGUGAAGGCGAAUAGAGGGCAGUUCAUAAUCAGUGUAGCACACUUAGGAGGCACCCUGAUUCCUGAUGUGAAUAGAUUUUGUUCAAUAGACAUUGCACCUGAGUUAAAAACAGGAGAAAGCAGCGUUGUUGGCAUUACCCAGAGUCCUGGGGCAGGGGUUUGGUGGUUGUGAUGGGUUUGAAUUUCUCUGUCACAAAAUGGGCAUGGGCCCCAAUCAACCUACUUGCUGGCAAAGAAAAAGAAUGUGAGAACAUUAGACCCAUAGUAUCAAAUGAUAAUCACAGCACAGAGUCCUCUGUGUCUUUCUGUAGUUUUUCUGAAGGCAGGUAGAAACACAGCAGUUUGUAUGGCUUUGCUAUUGUGUUUGCAACUACAGCUUUAAGAAAGAUGGGAAAGUUUUGGCAGCAACUGUAUAAUACUCCCCACUGAAGUCCAACAUUAGCUCACUUAUUUUUAUAGUAAGCCAAUCAAAAAGUUUUCUUAGAGUGUUGGAACUAUUUCUAAUUUUAAAAUUACUUUUUUUGAUGUACUUUUUCAUCUUCUUUUUCCCUUUUGUUAAAUACAAUGUAGCGUAAUGUAUAAUUGCUAUUGUUUAUUGCUUUUACAGUCAUAUUUAUUAAACAGAUUAUGUCUC